Molecule: messenger RNA, 1440 nt
Organism: Lodderomyces theae
Lineage: Eukaryota; Fungi; Ascomycota; Pichiomycetes; Serinales; Debaryomycetaceae
Exons: 1
Coding region: 1-1440 (479 amino acids)
Biological process (GO): pantothenate import across plasma membrane
Cellular component (GO): plasma membrane
Molecular function (GO): pantothenate transmembrane transporter activity
Source: RefSeq, a predicted model, not a curated record
AUGAUCACUAACACACUUAAACCUUUCACCUUACUACGCAACGCACUCUGGGGAAAACCUCCAUCGGAUCCAAAAGAACGCCGAUACUUGUUCAAACUAGAUGUGUUUGUUCUCACUUAUGUCUGUCUUCUUUACUGGGUCAACUACCUCGACCGUGCCAAUGUCGCCAACGCAUACGUCUCUGGAAUGCAAGAAGAUUUAGGACUUUCCGGCAACGAUUUCAAUAUCAUCAACACAAUUUUCUACGUGGGGUACAUCAUUUCCAUGAUUCCGCAUAAUUUAAUCUUGUUGAGAGUUAGACCUCGUUAUUGGUUAACGAUAUGUGCUGGAGUCUGGUCCAUACUCACAUUAUCCACAUACAAAGUUACCCAUUUUUACCAGCUUUGCAUUAUCCGAUUUGUCCAAGCGAUGUUUGAAAGUUGCAUCUUUGGUGGUGUACAUUUGAUUUUGGGGUCGUAUUACACCGAUGCUCGAGAUUUGAUUAUUCGAACAUUUGUAUUCACUUCAAGUGGACUUGUAGGGCAAAUCUUUUCUGGAGUGAUACAAGCGGCAGUGCAUCAAAACAUGGAUGGUUGGCAUGGCUUGGCCAGUUGGCGAGUGUUGUUUAUUAUGGAUUUCAUAUGUAGUUUCCCCAUUGUCAUAUUUGGCUACAUUUUCUUCCCCGAUGCUCCAGAUAUUGGCAAGCCAUUCUAUUUCAGCGAGGAAGAACAUGCCAUGGCUUUGGAAAGGUUGGUGAAACCCAAACACGACAAGUUUGGAUGGGAUGUUGUGACGAGGGUGUUUGGCAAGUGGCACUGGUAUUUAUUCGGGAUGUUGUGGAUUGUUGGAGCAAUUAAUGAAUCUUUUGCCACCAACAGUGUGUUUGCAUUGUGGUUGAAGUACUAUGAUUAUUCUGUUCUGGAUAGAAACCAUUUUCCCAUGGGUGUGUAUGCUGUUGGUGUGUUGGCAACUGCGAUUUCAGCAUAUUAUAUAAGGAAUGUGGGGAAUGGGAAAUUGUACUGGCAUGUGUCCUUGAUUAUUGCUCUAGUUGUGUUGGUUUCACCAGUGAUUCAACUAUGUCGGCCAUUCGCCAAGAAGUAUGUGUUUGUUGCCCAAUACUUGAGUGGUGUAUCGUACGCGGCACAAACUGUUUCGUUUGGCUGGGCCAAUAUAGUUUGUGCUGAUGACUUGCAAGAACGGGCAAUUGUUAUUAGCUCGAUGAAUAUGUUGGGGAAUACCAUGAAUGCAUGGUGGUCAAUUGUGUUUUUUGCUGCUGAUACAGCUCCUAGAUUCCGCAAUGGUGCUAUAGCUCUCAUAAGUUCAUCUGCCGCCACUGUUUUUGUCGUGGCUGCAAUAGCGUGGUUGCAAUUGAGAGAUGAUCGAAGAAUACGUGGAUUAGUGCAACAAGUGAGCCCUGAAGAAGCCAUCAAAGAAGAUGCCGAGGAGAAGAUUAAAGUAUAA